GCAGGGUUGUAACUUCCUCGCGAGUUGGUUCGGCUUCCUCUGAGGGUGACGUGUAUCACGGAGGACACCCUCACAUUGUGGAUGCUGCUAAUAUGAAGUUAGCCCGUCCUGCUGCCGGAGAUAUCAAGUGAUUAACGGAAGAGAAAUCCACGAGCCAACGGUCUUCGGUCGGUGCUUCGGGAGCAAUCAUGUCUGUGACGCUGUGUGGAGCACAUGGACGGGCUGGGAGAGGUGUUAUACGCGUCUUGGUUCCGCUCACCGCCGCCGUGUUGUUGUUGUCGGUCGGAAUCGCUGCAGUUCCAGAGGAGCACAAAGCGGUCCCGGUCCAGGAGCUGCUCCCACAGGAGAAAGCACCAAGUCCUCAUCCAGUGGGCCCUGUAAUUUCAGAGAAUGACUCCACCAAAGGAAACAUGGGAUUCAUUCACGCCUUCGCAGCCUCUAUCUCUGUCAUCAUCGUCUCAGAGUUGGGAGACAAGACAUUUUUCAUCGCAGCCAUCAUGGCCAUGCGUUACAACCGUCUCACCGUGUUGACAGGCGCCAUUCUGGCCCUGGGAGUCAUGACUUGUCUCUCUGUGCUGUUUGGUUAUGCCACCACCAUCAUCCCUAGAAUCUACACAUACUAUGUAUCCACGGCUCUGUUUGCCAUCUUUGGUGUGCGCAUGCUGAGAGAGGGGCUGAAGAUGAGUCCAGAUGAGGGUCAGGAGGAGCUGGAGGAGGUGCAGGCAGAGAUCAAGAAGAAGGACGAGGAGCUUCAGCGAUCUAAACUGGUCAAUGGGAAUGCAGAUGUGGAGUCUGGAUCAGGGAACACGCUGCCUCAGAGGAAGUGGCACAGCUUCAUCUCACCCGUCUUCCUCCAAGCCCUCACCCUCACCUUCCUCGCAGAGUGGGGGGACCGCUCCCAGCUGACCACUAUUAUUCUCGCAGCACGGGAGGAUCCUUUUGGAGUUGCUGUGGGCGGUACACUGGGACACUGUUUGUGUACAGGACUGGCUGUGAUAGGAGGGAGAAUGAUCGCCCAGAAAAUAUCUGUCAGAACAGUUACAAUCAUUGGAGGAAUUGUUUUUCUGGCGUUCGCCUUCUCUGCCCUUCUCAUCAAGCCAGAGUCUGGAUUUUGAUUGGAAGAACGACUUUUCAGGUUCACUCUGUAUAUACGUGUAAACUUUGGUUCACUUGCUGUUGAGAGAUUGUGUGUGUGUGUGUGUGUGUGUGUGUGUGUGUGUGUGUGUGUGUGUGUGUGUGUGUGUGUGUGUGUGUGUGUGUGUGUGUGUGUGUGUGUGUGUGUGUGUGUGUGUGCAACAGACCGUGUGACAAGUUGAACAGGAAGCCAAAGUCCCUUCCUCCUUCCUUUAGACAACUUCUGCUCCACUAGAGCCUGUAAAUCUGAGUGGUUUCUCAUAAUGCAAAUUUAGCAUUAAAUAAGAUUUUCCUCACCAAAACCUUUUGGGAGUUGCUGAAUACUUACAAAGCAGAAAGUCUGAAGUACUGAGGAGAAAACAUUGAGUAACAGACGUCGGUGUGAGAGGAGAAAAGAAAGAACUGUGGCUUCCUGUUCGAGCUUUGUUCUCUUCACAAAGUGUGCAAGAGGAAGAAGCACACUCGCUGCCCUCCAACCCAUCUGGUAGAGGUUAUGUGGCUCAGUCAGAACCCGACAAGCAGUACCUUUCUAACACUUAGCCAUCUCCUUUAGACACUAAGUCCAUUUCAAAGUCAUUGCCUUUUUACUUGUCUAUAAAUGUUGAAUGAUCCUUUUGUUUGUCUGUUUAACGUGAGCCCAGAUGCUGGUGUUUAUUCCACCUUCCUCUCUGGGAGACACUUUUUAAUAGAAUCUAAUACAAACUCCCCAAGAAGUGCGAUAUGAUUUAAGUUGAGACAGAGACAUCAUUGAAAUAUUUCUGAGUUAUUCCCUUUGGCUGCUGAUACAAAGGAGCAGUUAUUUUAGAGAGACUGGGUCCUGAACAACUAGAAUACCUCUACGUUCGGGUGUCGCCAUACCUUACAGUAUAUAGUAUCCAUAGAGCUACAGCACAGCUCCUCUUCAAAAAGCUGAUCACAUAGUGGUGAUAUUGGUCCACACCUGGUAUCAACAUCUGUCCUGAAUGUGUCUCCUGGGACCACAUGUGGUCGGAUCUCACUGGAAUGAAUCAGUGAGGUUUUAGCCAUUUCCAGUAUCAGUCAUGAUCGUGGUGGUCAGUGUUGAUAGUGUGGCCACAAACAAAUCAAUGUAUGGACUCUUAAGAGGAAACAUUUGAUUGAUUGUUAAACUGCAGCAGGUCAGAGGACGUCCGCUGAGUAGGCGGUCCUUCAUAUGUGGCCCAGGACAGAUCUGUGUUCACAAUGUGAAGAUGUGGCCACGUGUCUCGGACCAACUCAGAAUGUGUUUUUUCUGAUCGGACCUCAGGACACACUACUGAAGACACAUUGGGGUGCGUUCACGCUGACCACUUGUGAUAAGACCAUUCAGGACAGAUCAGUUACCAACAGCGUAAAGAGCACAGAUCAUGUUGAUGAUCGGUCAGGAAUUAGCUUCACAGGUUAAAAACUCCUUCUCUGUGAUAAGAGCCAUAUUCAUAAACAACUUGGUGCUUCAGUUGUUACUGGCCUGAAUCACAAAAGAUGCUUUCAAACAUGGACUAAACUCCAGAUAAUCUCCUGACAUCUGUAUGUAGGAACACAAAUGUCUGAGUGAGAGGCUCCUGACUUUCUCUAGUUUAUCCUGCCAGCCCCCUAGUUAACACUCCGGAUAAUGUCUGAGUGAGCCCACGUGAGACUGUAAGAACACCUGAACGCUCCAGAGAUCACUGUGUUGCUCGUCAGUGACUGGAAAACUUUGUAUAAAGUCUGGACCCAACUGGGCGGACAUACUCCAGAGUUCUUGUCCGAGAACAAUUAGAGUCACAGACAGAAUGUAAUCAUGACGUACAGAAGAAGUGACACAAUCACCACCAUGUCAUUUGUACAAUUUGUUGACCCUCUUCAGCCAUAAGCAGCUGUGUUGUAGCUACAGCGACACCUCAACCAGCAAUGUAAUAAAGCCCUAUGUUUCCCUUUUAUUUAAAAUGCUCUGUAUUUAUUUAGCUUCAUUUUCUUUUAGCGUACGUACUGUAGACAGAGAACAGGGUGGGUUAAGAGGUCAAAAGAAACGAGGGAUGGAAUUAUUUUUUUAACUGAACAGGCCAAAGCUGUGUUGUCAAUAUUUGACAGGCUGUGCCCGGCUGUGAAAUCCGUCUGUUUGUGGGACAGGUUGGUGGAAAUCUGAAAAUUUCUCUCAAUAAAAAUGUUUCAUGUCUUGUCUUCUUUCUAAACCAGUCGUUUGUUCUGUAUGUGAGAUGGUCACCGAUGGGCUGAAAAGACAGUAAAGAUGAGCCAGAGGAAACAGAACACCGGAGACAUUUCAUAGGGAUUUAUUUCAGAUUGAAGGGGAGCAAACGGUUGAUACAUUUGCUUCAGAAGGUUGUGUUGAAUUUCUGAACAGUUUGGCUCAAGAAAUAAAUGCAGAGCAACACACAUGCAGACCAAAAUCUGGAGGGUUACAAAUACACUGUCCGAUUAUUUGAUGUUGAUGAGGGAAUAAUGUUUGAUGUCUAAAGAUGCUGAACCUCAAACUGAACAGCAGGUGGCAGUAGUGGAUCUGCAAGAAAAGUGUUUUGGGGCAGAAUCUGUUACAAUGUUCACAACAAUAAAAGUUUUUAUUUCUAAGUGCUGUAAAAAGAAAA
Molecule: messenger RNA, 3713 nt
Organism: Hippoglossus stenolepis (Pacific halibut)
Lineage: Eukaryota; Metazoa; Chordata; Actinopteri; Pleuronectiformes; Pleuronectidae
Gene: tmem165
Product: transmembrane protein 165
Exons: 6
Coding region: 189-1115 (308 amino acids)
Biological process (GO): Golgi calcium ion homeostasis; Golgi calcium ion transport; manganese ion transmembrane transport
Cellular component (GO): Golgi apparatus
Molecular function (GO): calcium ion transmembrane transporter activity; manganese ion transmembrane transporter activity
Source: RefSeq, a predicted model, not a curated record